This is a messenger RNA of Closterium sp. NIES-65, 1677 nucleotides long. NCBI's taxonomy places the organism in Eukaryota, Viridiplantae, Streptophyta, Zygnematophyceae, Desmidiales, Closteriaceae. The record is from the annotation of a GenBank genome assembly.
AUGUCCGAUCCAGCAUGGCAGCGCGUGGCCUCGCGGGGCAUGCGCGCAUGGCUGGGCGCUGGUGGAGUCGGCGCGGGCAAGGGCGGGGGGGGCCCGGGCGCGAGAACCGCCGCGGAGAGGCGCACAGGGCGAACGGGGCGGAGCGAGACGGUGCUGGCGAUGGCGGAAAGAAGCGGCGAAUCCGCGCGGGAUGGGGAGGGAGGCAGUCUGGUUAGCUCCACUCUCCUCGUCGCCGGCACCACGGUGGGGGCGGGCAUAUUGGCGCUGCCAGCAGUGACGAGCGAGGCGGGCUUCUUGCCCUCCUGCGCCACCUGCAUCGUCUGCUGGCUCUACAUGGUGGCGACAGGCAUGCUGAUAGCAGAGGUCAAUGUGAACACCAUGUGCGAGCUCGGAUCCGGAGGAGUCUCUCUGGUGUCCAUGGCGCAGCGUACGCUAGGCACAACAGGGGUGCGUGUAGCGGGCACCACGUACCUGCUCAUCCACUACGCAGUCAUCACCGCCUAUGUCUCUCGCUCCGCCGACAUCAUCAGCACUGCUUCCUCUCUCCCACACGGCCUCGCUGCCUCCAUCUUCACUCUCUCCUUCGGCGCCCUCUGCUACUUCGGCAGCCAGCGGGCCAUAGGGCUGGUGAACGGCAUGCUGGUGGCGGGAAUAGUGCUGUCGUUCGCCUUCCUGCUCGCCUUCUCCCUUGCUGACAUCCACCCCCAAGCCCUGCUCGCCGCCAACAUUGCUGCCGUCCCUGCCAGCGUGCCCAUCAUCGCCCUCUCCUUCGUCUACCAGAACGUGGUGCCAGUGGUGGCCACGAACCUCGAGGGCAACCUACUGCGCAUACGCACGGCCAUCCUAGCAGGCACAGCGCUACCUCUCCUCAUGUUCCUGCUCUGGGAUGCCGCCAUCCUCGGCACCGCUCCCCUCCCGCCGUCUCCCCAACCACUUGUCGACACCAUCACCAUUGCUUCCGAUGCUGCUGCUGCUGCCGCUGCUGCUGCGCCGUCUGCUGCGGUGGCUGCUGCAGAAACCAUGAAGGUGGUGGACCCUCUGGCUCGCCUGCAGCAGAUUGACCCGUCUGUAGGGGGUGCGGUGCAGCUGUUCUCCUUCUUCGCCAUAGCCACGUCAUACAUCGGCUUCAUCCUCGGCCUCUCUGACUUCCUUACUGACGCACUCAAGCUUCCAGCGGGCAGGGGGCGCACCCCUCUGCCGUACAUCCUCACACUCGCCCCGCCACUCGCUUUCUCCCUCUCCAACCCCGACCUCUUCUUCACUGCUCUCGACCUUGCGGGCACAUACGGAGUGCUGGUGCUGUUUGGCAUCCUACCAGCAGCCAUGGCAUGGGUGGACCGUGCCUCUCUCCGGACCGCCACAGACCAGCCACGCCUUGUCCCGGGCGGCAAUGUCACGCUCACCCUCAUCAUUGGCUUUGCUCUCACCAUUAUCACUAACGAUAGGUGUCCCACCGGCGGUCGGCAUAUCGAGUGCGUCGGUCACUAUAACCCGCUGCCAGGCAAGGACGGAAUGAAGCGCAUCGGCAUCAACACUGAACGCAUCAAGUACUGGCUGUCUGUGGGGGCCCAGCCGUCAGAGACGGUUGCAAAGCUUCUAGGCCGGAUAGGGUUGCUACCACCUCUUCCUGUUCCAAAGCAGUUGCCACAAGUACCAAAGUCAAAUGUGGCUAAGUGA